Colias croceus (clouded yellow) is the source of this 3898-nucleotide messenger RNA. RefSeq names its product transmembrane protein 245. The transcript has 13 exons. Lineage: Eukaryota; Metazoa; Arthropoda; Insecta; Lepidoptera; Pieridae. The record is from RefSeq and is a predicted model, not a curated record. Bases 188 to 2803 code for a protein of 871 amino acids.
AUUUUUGAAUACAAACUGUGUCGUACCUAUUAUAAUAUGUGCCGAAAUUAGUGUGAUGAUCUCAUUGAAUAGGUAGUUUUAAUUUUUAAAUAAUAAUCCAUUCAGACCAGUACUCAUAAAUUAAAAGUUGUGAUGGUUUAUCUUCUGAACGUAUGAAUAUAUUCAGUUCUAUUGUAUUGAAUAAACAAUGCAGCAGUCACCUUUCGACAACAUUUUUAAUAUUAUCGGUUUGUCCGAAGGCAAUGAGAAACCUAUGAAACACGGAUUUUACAAUGCAUUCGCUUUAUUCGUGUUGGCUAUAUGUUGCGCAGCUGUAUAUGUGUUAUUUCUAAUAUUAGAACCAUUUUUCAAACCACUAUUUUGGGCACUCCUAGUGGGCUCGCUCCUUCAUCCCUUUAAGUACAAAUUAUCUAAGAAAAUCAAGACAUGGAUAGAAAAUUUAGGGAAAACGAAUUCAUGUGUAAUAGUUGGCUUGUUAACUAUUCCAGUGAAUAUAGUUAAUUUUGCCUCUGAUACUGUUGGUUAUCAAUUUAGAGAACAUUAUAAGGCAAUUAUAGGACUACUAUCAGCAAUAUUUGUAUUACCAUGGCUAUACAAUGCAAUACCCAGAAGUCUCUGCUGCUUAUUUUGGCAGUUCACAGGCUUCAUCAACUUUUCCACAACACUGCUCAUCAGUUUAUGUACAUCAUACAUUACGCUAACAAUAGCACUUGCCUACAUAAUAAGUGUAUACACAUUAUGGAGCCCUGAAAGAGAGGGGAUAUUCAGAGUGACUUCUCAUAUCCUCUGGUUGGUUAUAGCCAGCUUUUUGGCCAGUUUAGCUGGAGCUUACAAAGUCUACAUGUUUGUGGUAUUGCAAAGCAUCUUUAUAACUGGAUUUGUGCUUGAAGUGUUACAUGUGCACAAAAUAAUGCUUAUGAAAGAUCCAGAAGCAUCGACAUUGUCUGCAAUACACAGCGUUCUAACAAAUGUUCAACAUGAUCAGCCUGAUGAGAAAGCCAAGGAUUGCAUACCAGAGGUUGACAGUGAAAAAGAGUCCACACCUGAUGAAUCUCCGUCUCCCAUAACUCCAGAUGCGGCCAAACGUGGCAGUUGGACUGGGAACGAACCUUCACAACAUUCCCCAAAACACGCCAAAAUGCUGUUCAAAACUCGAACACUAUCUGCACUCCCAUUAUCAAAUAUGAAAAUGAAGAGUGCAUUCGAAAAUCGCCUCCUAGCAUCUUUCAAACAACGAUCACUUGAUGAAAAUUACAUAAGAAAUAAUUUCUCAGAUGAUGAGACAGCUCUGUAUUUCAAACUUUUAUUCUUUGGUUGUUUCUGCAUGCUUGUAUGGAAACAUAUCUGGUUAUUGCCGAUCACACUAAUCUUUUUAGCAAUACACAUAAUUAAGAAUUUACUCAAUUUCUUUGGAGUAUGGUUAUUCUUUGAAAAUCAUUACAACAAUGUUACGGUUAAAAUAAACAAUUGGUGGAAUAAUAGACAAUCAGCUCUAAUACCCGGCCAAAUUAGAGGGAUUCGCAAAAUGCAAUCUAUUUGCAAUCAAAGUAUAAUUUCAAUGGCAUAUGAAUCUGUAGACACUGUUUCCAGUUGCAUUGUUAUUAUUGGCCUCAUUCUAUUUCUGACUGUAGCUACAGUAUUUAUAUGCAUACAGAUAUAUUCAGAAGCAAUAGUCGUUAUUCAACUUAGCGGGAGCCUUUUGAACAGUACAUUUGUCCAGAACAGCGCAUUGCAUGCGUAUUUACCUGAGGGUUGGGAGGACAAGCUCGAUUCUCUUAUUGAUAAUGCAUACACUUAUGGCAGGGAAGGAAUAUCUACCGGAGUAAAAAGCAUCCUAAAGGAAGGUGAUCCCGAAAAAAUUGCGCGUGUGGAACAGCAAGUGCUAGAAAUGUGGGAUCGGGUGUACCAAAGUUGGGUGUCGGGUCAUUUCGCAGCAACUGUUGGCCCACAAGUUGACAGCGCUGCUGUACAAGACUCGUGGGAUAACCUUGUUAGCGAUUUCACUCAAGCACCAGGCUUAUUCGACUACACGGGUAUAGUUAGUUGGGUGCAAGCCAACGUGGGUACAUUGAGUGCAAUCGCGAGCGGUAUCUGGGCGCCGCUAGCGAGCAACGUAUCCUUGCUUGCGGGAUCGUUGGGCGCUUUCACGUCAAUACUGUUCAGCGGUGGUGGAGCUAUUAUUAAUAUGAUUAUUAAUUUGGUAGUGUUUUUUACAACCCUUUUCUACCUUUUGGCGUCAAGCAACGCUCUUUACAAACCAGUGGAAGUCAUAACGAGAGUUCAACCCAACUUCGGUCCUAAACUCGGUAUUGCUUUGUCUGUUGCGAUUAAUCAGGUAUUCAGAGCGUCAUUCAAAAUGGCGUUGUUCUACGGUCUAUGGACGUGGUUGGUGCACAAUCUGUUUGGCGCCAAAGUUGUCUAUUUGCCUUCUGUGUUAGCGGCUGUGUUAGGUGCAGCGCCGUUUCUAGGUCCCUAUUUGGCGGGUAUACCUGCAGCGUUGGAUGUGUGGCUCCAAGGCAGACCGAUGGCGGCCUGUAUGCUACCGAUAGCUCAAGCGGCGCCCAUCGCUUUCCUUGAUGCCGCUGUAUAUGCUGAGAUUAAAGAUGGUGGUCACCCCUAUGUAACCGGUUUAGCAAUUGCCGGUGGUAUAUUCUACUUAGGGCCAGAAGGAGCUAUUUUAGGGCCACUGCUCCUCUGCUGCCUCAUGGUGGUACUCAACCUGUCUUCCUCCUUCCUGAGGGAUACUCCCGCGGAGGAAAGGGCUGCUUUACACUCUCGUGUCAGAUAUGGUGCUUAUCUUUAAAAUGCAUGAAGAACUAAUUGUGAGAUGGCCAGCUAUUAUUAUUGUCGUAUUGAGAUACAAGUCGUAGAUUUUUUACAUACAAUGUGAUUAGCGACCUUAUAAUAAAAUUACAUACUAAAACACAUAUGGCAGAUCUAUAGCUACUUUGUAAUCUAUGAAUAUAUUUUUUUUCUAAAAAUAAUCGGCAGGUUGAAUUUUUUACGCGGAUCAAAUCAUAUUAUUUAUUAUGCAAAGUGUUACACUUACUUCACUUUAAAAUGAUCUGCAAAAAAGAGAUUUUAACUCGACUCGUCAGCGAGAACGACAUUUUUCAUUAAGUUUUUUCGUAUAAAAAUCUAUAUAAUUAUAGUGCUUCUAUUGAUUUGAUUUAUUUAAUGUUAAAUUGUUGCAAUAUUAUAGUAUGGUUUAAUAUAACAACGCAGCUUUUACUGUCUAUGUACGUGGCAAUCAAAAGGAGGGAUUAAUUUUUAGUCUGGAAUUUCGCAGAUUAAUAUAAAAUGCAAAAGUUUAAUAAUACGAAUAAGACUUUUGAAACCAUAGAUAUAGAAAUAUGUACCUAACUGCGAACACACUAAGGCUAAUUUUAGCUAUUUUUAAAUUUUACAAACAAUAAAAACAUUCUCAAAAUGUUAAUAAUUAUUCAUAUUAUGUUCUUAUUAUGUAAUUAUUUUAAGUAAACUGUCUGAUAUUAUUUCUAGUCUUAUUUCAAUUAAAUGGAAUAUUAUAAAACAAAUAUUAUUCCUUCGUAAUUAUAAUAAAUUAAUAACGACACUUAACUGACGUAAAUAUAAAUAGAAUUCUAUUACUACUAAAGAAUUAAGUCAAUUACUUCACAUGUUAAAGACUCGGGUAUUACACCGGCUUCUAGUAAGGGUCUUAAAUCUUUACAAAUUUGCACAUACAUAUGCUAUAAAGUAUAAAGGUAUGUAUGUAAUAUAUCUAUAAUGUUUUUGAUAUUAGAUAAGAACUUUUUAUAUAUUGCAGAUUAAUAUGAUACAUUAUGUAAGUAUAUUAAAAUUAUAAAUAAUAAAAUUAUCUAUAAUUUAAAUCAGUGCCAAUAUUCUUCGGUGCUUUAUUGCGAUCUAUUGAUGUACG